Molecule: messenger RNA, 3052 nt
Organism: Pyricularia oryzae 70-15
Lineage: Eukaryota; Fungi; Ascomycota; Sordariomycetes; Magnaporthales; Pyriculariaceae
Product: CCCH zinc finger DNA binding protein
Exons: 1
Coding region: 791-2455 (554 amino acids)
Molecular function (GO): metal ion binding
Source: RefSeq, a predicted model, not a curated record
UGGGCUUGGAUUUUUCUGGGUCAAUUCUUGGGCUGUGCGAUUGCCAUCCCAUGUCGAAUUACUUGGCAGCGUCAGAGAUGCGGACUUUUUUCCUCUUUUUUUUCUUCUUUUCUUUUUCUUUUCCUGUUCAGAAGCCCUAAACCAAGCGGGUUGCAGAAGUAAAGUUCCGGUUGAGUCUUUGGUGGCUUGUCUCCGCUGGCUGUUAGUGGCCUUGCUGCUGAAUUUUCAGAUCACCCUUCCCCACCCGGCACGUGCAGUACACUAGAAGGGCAAAGGAGUUUCCCACCAAAAUCCAACGACGCACGAUCCAUCCGGUCGCGUUGGGCUUCGUUGAACAGGUCUGACGCACAAACGCAUACAGUCGGAUUAUUACUGCUAGAAAUCUAAAGUAGCCAUGUAUUGGGAAAACCAACGCUGUCUGGCCUGAAGCAAGCGAGCAGCAACGUUUUAAUGUCAACACCGACUUAGCCCCUGGAAGCCAGGUAAUCCGUGCGCCGAUCCCCUGUAUCAAGCAACAGAAAUUUCAGCGUGCCAGCACUUGAGGAAACGAUUCUGGGAUUCGACGGGCAAGUUUGCUCGCAGUCUUCGGGGGGAAACAAAAAUCAAGCAGUGUCAAUCAAUCAAUCGACCGACAGUGCCCAGACUGGACGGCGGGAAUUGGUCGAUACCUAGGGUAUUUAAAAAGGGACCACAGUGCACGCGAACCGCCCGAUAACCACCAGCCCGACAUCCCGAACACGCCGCUCCAGUUCCUCACACAACAGAACCUGCCAGGAGCUGCUAUGCGAAGAUGCUUAGCGACGAUGAAAUCAGCCGGGCCGGCGCCCAGUUAAGAAAUUACCAGCAGGACGACACUCUGUCCCAAAUCCUCGAACGCUACGGUGCCCUGAUUGAAGAUUACAAGCGGCUCAAGAGCGACUAUGAAGAGGAGCGGGAUGCGAGGGAGCGGUACAAACAGAUGGCAAAGGGCCAGGACCGGAACCCGUUCGUUCUCGUGCUAAUCGACGGCGACGGCUACGUCUUCAACGACAAUCUGGUGGAUAAGAGCAACCCAGAUGCCGGUCGAAACGCCGCCCACCUGCUCCACGACCGCGUCCAGGAGAGCCUUCGCCGAAAGGGACUGGAGCACUGUGCGGUCAUGGUGAGGGUAUAUGCAAAUGUGGCCGGCCUGUCAAAGGUUCUCGCCAAGGCUGGACUGGUAGGCCAGGAGGGCCGGUCUUUGAGUCCCUUUGUUGCCAACUUCAACAAAUCGUAUGGCCUCUUCGACUUUGUCGAUGCCGGUCCGCUCAAGGAGAAUGCCGAUUUCAAGCUCCGAGCCAUGUUGAAGCUCCACGCCGAGAAUGCCCAGUGCAAGCACAUAUACUUUGCAGCCUGCCAUGAUGUCGGCUACAUUUCAGAACUUACGUCCUUUGUCGGAAAGAGGGAUCUCUUUACGCUGAUCAAGACCCCUGGUAUCAACUUUCAUGACGAAUACACAAAGCUAGGUCUUGGAGUGGAGGAGCUCCACGGUGUCUUUAGGCCUACACCGCUCAGCUUCCCUGUGCCAUCUACUUUUGCCCGGGCUGCUAGCAUGCCUUCCUCCAAGACCGAAGCAUCACCUUUGGCUCAAGGCGCUUCAAAGAUUGUAAAAACGCCAUCGCCAGAUAAUAAUAAAAACGGCAACACCAUCAACAAUAACAAGCCAGCCAACGGGCAGGGAACGUUUACAAAGUCUGCAGAAGCAGGCGCCGGCGCCGCUGUCUGCCAACACCACCUAGCAGGACGCUGCUCAUUUGGCCAAAAGUGCAGAAACUUGCACGUAAGCGGUUCAGCCCGCACUAACGCGGCGUGGCGGGACGGCCCUGCCCAGGCAAAGUCGCCGGACCACGCGAAGCAGGCUUCCUCUCCCGACGAGUUUAGGAACCUCCCAAACAAGGAAGAUAUUCCCUUAGGCCACGUCGCAGUCAACGAGAUGGGUUUCCGUCUCGACCCGUACCUGCCUCCCUCUAGCGUGCAGGCGGCCGAGGUUAUCAAGUCGCGGGCAAGUAGGGUAUGUAACAUCUUCCACCUGACGGGCGAUUGUCCCAAAGGGCAGGAUGAAUGCGAAUACGAUCACAGUCCCUUAAGCGAGCACCUCAAGAAGGGUGUGGAAUACCUAUCCCGGACAUUCUUUUGUCACCAUGGAGGUUCUUGCAGGGAUCCCGAGUGUAUACAGGGACAUAUUUGUCAGCUGGCGGACUGCCAAAAGAGGGGCGGGCGGAGGCCCUGCAAGAUCCGGCAGUCUGCCCACCUGGAGAAGCUAUUUCCCGUGCAAUACGUACCCGGAAUCGCGAGAUCACGUGGUUCUCGAAAAGGCAGCAUCAGCGACCUGUACAGUUACAACGACAUGCAAACCCACCGCCGAGGCAGUUCGCAGAGCCCAUCAAUUGAGACUGCGGAUGCGGGUGCGAGGUUGGGAGGAGCAGUUUUAAUUUGACUUCAUACGGCAAAACAGACGUACGUUUCGGCAGAAAUGGUUUACGUGGUAUGGGUUGGCGCCAUCUCAAGCUUUUUUGUGCGAGUCGGAUGGAUCCGCGGACCGAGUGCUGUAAAGAUGGCAUCCAAUACAAAGUUGAGAACAAAGUUUAUACCAGUAGUAAGUCUGAUGGAGAAUAAGAAAGAGAUGGAACCCGAAAAGAUAUCAAUGGUUUGUGCUGGAAACCCUCUGAAGAAAUGCAACGCCAGAGUUCCCUGAUCGAACCCUGGCAAGGUAGGGAUAACCUGGCCUGCAAAAGAAAAGCUGUCACGGGCUUUACUACGGUACUAUCUGCCUGAGGAAUGGGUGAGGCAUGAAAAGCCACUGGAAACCUGUCUUGAAAAAGGCGUUGGAUUAUUGGGGUUUAUCGAGGGUUGAUAUUUAACGAUCGAAGCCGCAGGGGUAACAUGUUCGCGAUACAUCAAAGUGUAUUGUUCAGUUAAAUAACCGUUACUUGAAAAAAUGAUCUCGAUGCGUGCUUGGCCAAAUCACCAAAUCCUGCUUGCUAUUUGUCUACAGGUACCUGACCUGUUGGUGACGGCUACACUUGGUAAUCAA